This is a messenger RNA of Trichoderma asperellum CBS 433.97, 2370 nucleotides long. RefSeq lists its product as uncharacterized. Lineage: Eukaryota; Fungi; Ascomycota; Sordariomycetes; Hypocreales; Hypocreaceae. Gene Ontology annotation, cellular component: cytosol. Gene Ontology annotation, molecular function: ATP citrate synthase activity. The record is from RefSeq and is a predicted model, not a curated record. Gene Ontology annotation, biological process: acetyl-CoA biosynthetic process; tricarboxylic acid cycle; fatty acid biosynthetic process.
UUUGUUGUGGUUUCUGCCUUGGUGGGCGCAACGCAGUACGGCUACAAUCAGUCCUUUUGUCCAAGCUCAGCUGUUAACCAGUGCUUUUUUUUCUGCAGGACUCACCCCGCCAUUUUUUUCUCCUGCUUUAAUUCUCUUUUCCCCCUCCUCCAUUCCCCCAAACCAGCUCCUCACGAGAAACCUCUUGACGAGCUCACGCAUCCAUCAUGUCCGGCUCCAAGAACACCCUGUCGGCCAACGACAACAUCCAGCGCUUUGCUGCUCCCAGCCGACCCCUCAGCCCUCUGCCCGAGCACGCUCUCUUCUCGGACAAGACGCGAUGCUUCGUCUACGGCCUGCAGCCCCGAGCCGUCCAGGGCAUGCUGGACUUUGACUUCAUCUGCAAGCGAAAGACCCCCUCAGUCGCCGGCAUCAUCUACACCUUCGGUGGCCAGUUCGUCAGCAAGAUGUACUGGGGCACCAGCGAGACUCUGCUGCCCGUCUACCAGCAGGUCGACAAGGCCAUUGCCAAGCACCCCGAUGUCGAUGUCGUGGUCAACUUUGCUUCUUCCCGAAGUGUCUACAGCUCCACCAUGGAAUUGAUGGAGUUCCCUCAGAUCAAGACCAUUGCUAUUAUUGCAGAGGGUGUUCCUGAGCGACGAGCUCGUGAGAUCGCCCAUGUCGCCCAGAAGAAGGGCAUCACCAUCAUUGGGCCCGCCACCGUUGGUGGUAUCAAGCCCGGUUGCUUCAAGAUUGGUAACACGGGUGGUAUGAUGGACAACAUUGUUGCCUCCAAGCUGUACCGCAAGGGUUCCGUUGGCUACGUCUCCAAGUCUGGUGGUAUGUCCAACGAGCUCAACAACAUCAUUUCUCAGAACUCCGACGGCGUCUACGAGGGUGUCGCCAUUGGUGGUGACAGAUACCCCGGUACCACUUUCAUCGACCACCUGCUGCGAUACCAGGCCGAUCCUGACUGCAAGAUCCUGGUUCUCCUUGGUGAGGUUGGUGGUGUUGAGGAGUACAAGGUGAUUGACGCCGUCAAGCAGGGCAUCAUCACCAAGCCCAUUGUUGCGUGGGCCAUUGGUACUUGCUCCAGCAUGUUCAAGACCGAGGUUCAGUUCGGUCACGCCGGUUCUUUUGCCAACUCUCAGCUUGAGACUGCCACUGCCAAGAACCAGGCCAUGAAGGAGGCUGGCUUCUACGUCCCCAACACCUUUGAGGAUAUGCCCGCUGUGGUCAAGGAGGUCUACGAGAAGCUCGUCAAGGCGGGCACCAUUGUUCCCCGAUCUGAGCCCGUUGUCCCCAAGAUCCCCAUUGACUACUCUUGGGCCCAGGAGCUCGGCCUCAUCCGAAAGCCCGCUGCCUUCAUCUCUACCAUCUCCGAUGACCGUGGCCAGGAGCUUCUCUAUGCCGGCAUGCCCAUUUCCGAUGUCUUCAAGGAGGAUAUUGGUGUCGGUGGUGUCAUGUCUCUGCUGUGGUUCCGCCGCAGACUGCCCGACUACGCCUCCAAGUUCUUGGAGAUGGUUCUCAUGCUUACUGCGGAUCACGGUCCUGCCGUCUCUGGUGCCAUGAACACCAUCAUCACCACCCGUGCUGGCAAGGACCUUAUCAGCGCCCUCGUUUCUGGUCUGCUGACCAUUGGUUCCCGAUUCGGUGGUGCCCUUGAUGGUGCUGCUGAGGAGUUCACCAAGGCCUUUGACAAGAACAUGAGCCCCCGUGACUUCGUCGACAGCAUGCGCAAGGCCAACAAGCUGAUCCCCGGUAUUGGCCACCGUAUCAAGUCACGAAACAACCCUGAUCUGCGUGUUGAGCUUGUCAAGGAGUACGUCCGCGCCAAGUUCCCCAGCCACAAGCUGCUCGACUACGCUCUGGCUGUCGAGACCGUCACAACCUCCAAGAAGGACAGCCUGAUCCUCAACGUUGACGGCUGUAUCGCCGUGUGCUUCGUUGACCUGAUGCGCAACUGCGGUGCCUUCUCAUCCGAAGAGGCUGAGGACUACCUCAAGAUGGGUGUCCUCAACGGUCUGUUCGUCCUGGGCCGAAGCAUUGGUCUCAUUGCCCACUACCUCGACCAGAAGAGACUGCGCACUGGUCUGUACCGUCAUCCUUGGGAUGAUAUUACCUACCUGCUGCCCAACCUCAGCGAAGGCCGGGGUACUGAGGGCAGAGUGGAGGUCCAGAUGUAAUUUGAAGCUGAAUGGAAAUGAGAGGAGCGUUAGAAAAUCUUUUAUAGCAGCUGUGGGUAUUGAAUGGAUUUGGGAAGGAUUGGUGAUUUGUAAAGGAUUGAACAGCGUCACAAGUACGCUGCGGAGAAACAUUAUGAAGUAUUUAAAUCAUAUUUUGAUUCAUGACAAUAGAACAAAAAAUUAAUUCACCACGGCAUGAUUAUCU